Darwinula stevensoni is the source of this 756-nucleotide messenger RNA. The record is from the annotation of a GenBank genome assembly. NCBI's taxonomy places the organism in Eukaryota, Metazoa, Arthropoda, Ostracoda, Podocopida, Darwinulidae.
AUGGCAGAGCAUCCUUCGGGGCAAAACCCACCCACGUACGAGGGCCACUCAAUAAGUAAUCUACCUGAAUAUGAAAGGGAUGAGCAACAGGCCUGUGCCUGCUGUGACAUGUUUCGACAGGUCUCGGAAGAAUGGUGCCUAGGGUUCGCCCUGAAGAAGGGUGAUGAUAGAUUCAUUUGUCAGCUCCUCUCCAAGAACUCCACAUUUGCUGUAGAUCCUAAUAAAACAUCCAGGAUCUCUGUUUCAGAAACAGUUGCACCAAAAGAAUUCGAAUUUGCGAUGGUCACGGGGAAGAUUCACUUCCUGAGAGCGAUGGGAGUAGGACCAUUCAAAGCUGCAAAGACCACUUGCAAAGGCGACGGUUUGGCUCACCUCGUCAUGGACGAUCGAGGUCAAGAGUGGCACGAUUACAUUCUUCAAUUCAUGGAGUCGCAUUUCCCAUCCCAAGACAAGUUUUGGAUCGGAGCUGACGACAUUGAUUGGGAUAACGAGCUAAAGGAUGCAGACAUGGAUUCAAGUAUCAGCUGCAAGGGAAGCACGGUUGCUGAAAACCAAACAAUUGCUCCAAAAGAAUUCGAAUUUGCGAUGGUCACGGGGGAAAUUCAUUUUCUGAGAGCGAUGGGGAAAGAACAAUACACGAAAGCAAGGAGCACUUGCAAAGGCGAAGGUUUGGCUCACCUCGUCAUGGACGAUCGAGGUCAAGAGUGGCACGAUUACGUCCUUGAAUUCAUGGAGUCGCAUUUCCCAUCCCAAGAC